Messenger RNA from Myripristis murdjan (pinecone soldierfish), 4436 nucleotides. It is a transcript of the gene tfap4, whose product is annotated as transcription factor AP-4 (activating enhancer binding protein 4). NCBI's taxonomy places the organism in Eukaryota, Metazoa, Chordata, Actinopteri, Holocentriformes, Holocentridae. Bases 261 to 1259 code for a protein of 332 amino acids. The transcript has 7 exons. The record is from RefSeq and is a predicted model, not a curated record. Gene Ontology annotation, cellular component: nucleus. Gene Ontology annotation, molecular function: RNA polymerase II cis-regulatory region sequence-specific DNA binding; protein dimerization activity; DNA-binding transcription factor activity, RNA polymerase II-specific. Gene Ontology annotation, biological process: regulation of transcription by RNA polymerase II.
GAGAGAGAGAGAGAGAGAGAGAGAGAGAGAGAGAGAGAGAGAGCCACACACAACGAGGGAACCCCAUCAGCUGGAAGUCGAGUAACAUUACAACUCUCAGCAGCCAGCAACUAUAGUGCAGACAAGGAUUUCACAUCUUUAUUGUCUGAGAAUUUACUACGUGUCGGAUUACGGGAUUUUGAUCCCCCUCAACUUCAUCAUUUUCUUUUAUUCCACGCCAAGAUUUUUUUUUUCUGGGGACCAAAACUGGAGAGGCAAGCAUGGAGUAUUUCAUGGUACCAGCUCAGAAGGUGCCCUCCUUGCAACAUUUUAGGAAAACGGAGAAAGAAGUGAUUGGCGGUCUUUGUAGUCUGGCCAACAUUCCCCUGACUCCAGAAACAGCCCGGGACCAGGAGAGGCGGAUCCGCCGGGAGAUCGCCAACAGCAAUGAGCGGCGGCGCAUGCAGAGCAUCAAUGCCGGAUUCCAGUCACUCAAAACACUCAUCCCACACAGCGACGGAGAGAAGCUCAGCAAGGCUGCCAUCCUGCAACAGACGGCAGAGUACAUCUUCACUUUGGAGCAGGAGAAGACGCGGUUACUGCAGCAGAACAAUCAGCUCAAACGCUUCAUACAAGAGUUCAGUGGUUCCUCUCCAAAGAGGAGGCGUGCAGAGGAGAAGGAUGAAGGGAUCGGCUCACCAGACAUCCUGGAGGAAGAGAAGACAGAGGACUUGCGGAGGGAAAUGAUUGAGUUGAGGCAGCAGCUGGAGAAAGAACGCUCAGUCAGGAUGAUGCUCGAGGAGCAGAUGCGUUCCUUGGAUGCCCAGCUGUACCCAGAGAAGCUGAAGGUGAUCGCCCAGCAGGUCCAGGAGCAGCAGGCACAGACACAGAGUCUAAUCCGUCUGCAGCACGAGCAGCUGGAGCGAGACCUGACUCCAGCUCGCAGCCCACAGGUGAUGGCCCCUGCCACUCCCCCUGCACCCACCCACCAUGCCACAGUCAUCGUCCCUGCACCAGCCCAGCCUCCCCAGCCCCAUCACGUCACCGUGGUAACCAUGGGCCCAACCUCAGUUAUCAAUACAGUGUCCACAUCUCGACAGAACCUGGACACCAUUGUUCAGGCAAUCCAGCACAUAGAGGGCACCCAGGGGAAGGGGUGUGCUGGUGAGGAGGAGCAGCGGAGGGCAGUCAUCGUCACCUCGGGGCGUGUUCUCUCCGACGCGGCAGGCUCGGACACAGCCUCAAACAGCGAUGGGCCUGACGACUGUUCACUGCCCUGAACUUGUCCCUGAUGUCUCUUUCUCACACACUGCACACAAACACACACACUCACACACACAUACAUGUACACACCCAUAUGCAGACAGGGGUAUGGGAGGCACAUAAACCCACAGCACUCGUAUCAAAUGGACAAUAUUAGGGUUGGUAGACAGAUUGAAGCACUCUUUUGUUUUUUCACACACUCUUAAAUGUUGUACCAUGAUAGGCAGCCUAAAUAGGUUUACAAUUAGACACUCAUAAACACAGUCUCUCUUCCUGUCUUUUCUCUGCUUUCCUCUAGCCCACUGCCCUCUCACAGGCACACACAUGCCCACUCAUUCAUCUUUAGAAAGGUUUUAGAGUGACAACUUCACUGACGUAUCUAUAAAUGCAUAAGUCCUAAGCUCCUCAGUAGUCCCCCCCCCUCCCUUUCCCUUUUCCAUCCGGGAUACUACUGCUUCAGAUGCCUGCAAACAUCUCCAUUAACCAAUGGGGCUUCUCUCUUUUUAAUUACUCUGAAGCCAUGUGAUUGAUCCCGUGAAACAGGAGAGAAAGUCGAUAAAGAGCCCAGCGGCGGGGUGUCCUCCACUGCCCCACACCAGAGAUUUCCCUUUCUUAUGAACAUCAUUUAAAACUCCUUCCUCCUGUACCAUCUGAACUGCUUGGAGAGACACUGUGAGCUUACAAGACUGUGUCAAAUCAAAGAUCCACUCCUUCUGGCUUCUGAAUGAAAGAAAAAAUGACCUUUUACUUUGAGUAUGAAGUCUCCUGUUUUUAUGUUGCGUUCCUCAUGGGCACCCUCAGCUAGCGAGUCAACGUGAUUGUAGUGAAACCAAACAAACAAACAAAAGGAAGCAACACUGACGAGAAAUCUAAAAGCUGUUUUCAUGGCUGACUUGUGCUCAUGGGAAAUGAAGCUAAGCUUGGGAGGAGAGAGUGCACUUACUGUUUCCAAAAUCUGUUCUUUUUUUGUGUGUGUGUUGCCAUUUUUUACUGGGCUGGGUUCCCAGUAUUCCCACUUAUGUAUUUGGCAUGUUCCCCCUUCUUGCUCAUGGCCUGACAAAAAUCGGUGCUUUGACAUUUCUUGACAUCCUCCCCCCUUUUCAUGUUUUAGUUCCUGGCUUGUUGAAUAAGCUACUCCAUGGUCACACUCGAGUGAUUUCGACCGGGGAGACGUGUGUGUUUGUGUGUCCCUCUGUGCAUUUUAAAUCCACAGGGCUUAAAGGGUGGCCCAGACUCUGGCAGUCUGCAACAGCACCACCCCUACCUUGGUAUUGAGGCACAUUCACGUGCGCACAGCACUCACAUACGCAAUUACGACUGACAUCCAAUCAUUUGUUUGCUCUAUCUCAAGGGUUGGUUCUAUUUAGCCCUUAUGUUGUAGUCUUGUCCAAAUGUUGGGACAUUUGUCAAAGCAUAUACUGAAGUAUGCUUCCAAGAGGAAAAUCUUGAAACGCCCAUUGAAGUAGUUUGAAUGUGCAAUGGGGGUGACUGGUUCGAUCACACCAUGCACACAUGCUCUAUGCAUUUCCUUAACAUGCAUUUUUCUGUCCCUUUUGCGCUUUUUGUCUCACACCAGAUGAGUACCAUGCAGUUUACGUAUUUCUGCUUGAUUGUUUUCAAAAGUAUCCUUCCCCUGGAACUGUGCGCUGUUGAUUGGCAGACAGAUAUUAAGAAAUGUAGCGGGGAGAGAGAGGCAGCAGCUUGCCUUACUUACAGCCCGUGGGUGUAGAGAGGCACUGUGAGGCCAGCCUUAACACAGCCCUGAGGUUUGAGAUAACCUGAACACUUGAUCUAAGCCUUUCGAAUGGGCAUUGGAAUCCCUCUUCUACUCUGUGUUCUGUCAUCUCUACUACAAAACACGCUUGUACCGGACUUUGGCCUCAACAUAUUUGAUUCAGUUGAGGUAUCUUUGUUUUAUUUUGUCUGACAGAUUCAAAUAUGAAAGGGUCACUGGCGUUCUAAUUAAAAACAAGCACUUCUCAUGUUUUUUUUCCCCCCCAAGUGUACAAAUGUAUCCGACCACUGACUGCUGGUCGGAUUUAGAUUGGAAACAGUUUUUGCCCGCCAAGUGCACUGUGCCAGAUUGUGGAUGAGAUUUCCACAAUCAAUGUAGACAUUCCAGAAAAUGAGUUGAUAAUUGAACAUCUGUUUUCUGCAUUUUUUUUUUUUUUCAUAUUUGUUAACCUUUCGCGAGUUAACCUGUCAUAAUUGGGGAACUAGUUUUGGCACUACUGAACAUUAUUGAUUCAGUAGCACAUUCAUUGUUAGCUUGCCCUUGUCAUCCUGUUUGCAUAGAUGGAGCUUUGAACUGCUGGACAGAUAAUGUGUUCAUUUGAACACAUCGCUUAUCCAUCAUGAUAUAUUUGAUGUUAUAUAUUUGAGUCACCCUUUAAAAAAAAAAACAUUGAUGUUACUGCACUGAAUCGAGUGGCUUAUCUGUCGAUUGAAAUCACCAAUCGUUUUCCCAGUAUGUACUUGGCAUCAGGAUAGGAGGGGAUUCCUAGAUAUUGGAAAGACAGUGCGGUUUGUGUGCUCGGUUGUAUUUGUAGAGCCGAUGCUCUAUCCUCUGAAUAUGUGCGUUUGGACAUUUUCUACUGGAGCCAAGCACUAUUUUAGUUCCAUUUCUGUUUGCUGUCUGUUCUGUGUGUUAUAGGAUACAUUAUGUGGACAUAUCAGAUUGUCAGAUGAGGGGGGUGGUCAGGGAUCAUUAAAUGGGGUCAAGAUUACAAAGCACUUACUGUACCAUAAUGGAGUUCGCCUCUUUGUUUUUGUAAAAAGGGGCUCCUCCUCAGCUGAAGCUCUUGAGGUUAUGAGUCAAAACCGCACAGCUGUGUAUUUCCCUUUCCCUCCAUGUCCAUUCCCCCUCCAUCUUGUUCUGUCGUCAGCCCCCUUCCCUUAUUUCAUUCUUUAUACUCGUCUUUCUGUGUCAGCAACUCUUGUCUUGUCUUCCCUCUCCUUUCACAACUCCUUCCUUCCGCCUCCUUUUAUCUGUUCUCUUUCAUCCUUUUAUCUGUUCUCGUUCAUCGUUUUAUUCCUUUUUUUUGUUAGACCUGUCAGUUCAUAAGGUCAUCAACAAGCUACUUUUUGUUUUUGUUUUGUUGCUUUUUUUUUUUUAAGAGAAAUGUUUUGGGGAUAAAGAGGCUUGUGCCUUUGUAAAGACAGAAUAAUAAAGUUUGUACUUUGUUUUUUACAAA